CAAAAAAAUGCAUAUUUUUUUAUGAUUUUUUAGGUAUCCAAAAUAAUUCUAAUCACUGGCAUAAUGACAACACUAAACAAAAUAGAUUAGCAUAGUUUAUGGGUUUUAAUUGUCGUUAAAAAAGUCGGCUCGUGAGGUAACGGUGGCGGUCAUUAAAUUAUUCCGCGUUAUGAGUCCAGUGACGAAAUGGUUGGUAGAAAAAAAGCCUCACCAAAGAUUCAUUUGUACUAUUAAGUCAUCCAUUGGCAGUAGGAUAAAUAAAACCUCGAAAACAUCUGGUUCGAUAUGUGUGUCGAAUAAUGGGACAAUGGACGGUCCUUGACUCGGAAGAUUCGAAAAAGAAAUAAAAGAAGAAAGGUGAUAUCAAAGCUAAGCGCAUAAAGCGAAUCCCGCCGUCAAUAAUGUUGAUAUUCCUCGGUGCAUUCGAAUGUCAAGUCAUCGGGGUGCCUAAUAUUCUGUUGAAGGAGCCACUAAAGAAAAAGUUUAAGGGGAAGGGGAAGGGAGAAGGGGUGAAAAAAAUAAAAACAGAAUUAGUUGUCCCGAGGCGUGUCCGGCAGCAACUUUAGCACGAGCUAAAGGAUCCUUAACGAUUCAGUGAAUCCGAAAACGAUCCUCAAAAAUGUGCGCGAACCCAAACGUGUCGGCAAACAGACCCAGUUGGGUGGAUGAAUCGUUAAACCACUCGCCUGCUCAAUAUGUCGGGAUAAAAUACUUGCUAUUUGAAUUAUUGAAUUAAAUUCACUCUAUAAACCCACAAAUCAUAAUCAUAGUUGCUACCUACUAACAGAUUGCUUCAAAGCCAACCGCGGAUUCGUUUGUGAGGAAGGCCCGCGGGCGAGGUGUCACUCACUUGCAGGUUCCCAACUGUUUUAUAAGAGGACUUUGCUCACGGAGGGAGCACGCCAGAAGAGCUAUGUUUUAGGAAGAAAAUUCGCUUUUCUGUGGAUAUCUUCGAAAUUGCGUUUUUUAAGUUGUUUAAGGAACUAAUUGUCAGUUUUAAACGAAUCAAAGUUUUUUUAAAAAGGUUUUAUGCGAGAAAUUGAGAUACCGAAUUUGGAAUCAAUCGAAAAAGCCAUUUUUAAAUAAACUAACUUUGAAUUUUUGGACGAAAUUUAGGAUAUCCAAAAAAAUGUCGUUUUUUAAGGAACUAAUGGUCAGAUUUUAAUGAAAUAAAGUUUUUUCAGAAGAGUUUCAUGUAAGAAAUUACGAUAUAAAUUUGGCAGUUAAUCGAGUUAAUAUUUUUUGAGAAAAUUAAGUUUGGGUUUUUGGACGAAAUGAAGGAUAUCCACAAAAAUUCCAUUUUUUGCAGUUUUUUAAGGAACUAAUGGUCAGAUUUGGAUGAACUAAAGUUUUUUUAAAAGAAUUUUAUGCAAGAAAUUACGAUAUAAAUUUGGCAAUUGAUCAAGCUAAUAUUUUUGGAGAAAAUUAAGUUUGGGUUUUUGGACGAAAUGAAGGAUAUCCACAAAAAUUCCGUUUUUUGCAGUUUUUUAAGAAACUAAUGGUCACUUUUCAAUGAACUAAGGUUUUUUUGAAGGGGUUUAAUGUAAUGAAUUACGAUAUAAAAUUUGAAAUUAAUCGAAUUGAUGGUUUUUGAUAAAAUUAAGUUUGGGUAUUUGGACGAAAUGAAGGAUCUUCAAAAAUUAGUUUUAUUCAUCAACUUUACCAAAAUAUUUAUUAAAAAAAGAAUAAUUACUACUAUAAAACAAUAUUUUGAUGAAAAGAUGACGAUUCGGGAUUAAUUGAGCCAUCUGGGUCUGCAAAGAAAGAGAAAGAUAGAAAGACAUACAUAUAGUGAACUGGAAAGACGUCAUGGGGCUCGGAUAAAAUGUGACUAAAAUGUGCCUUAAUCGCACGCAGUGUUUACACUUGAGAUGAUGCUUCCCAAUGGAAUACGCGGCGUUAAUUCAAGUUCAUAUAUAUAAUAUAAUAUAUAUAAGGCACUGUAUUUCUUAAUGCUCAAUCGGGAAUAAUCCAAUGAAUGGCUGCCGAUUAUUAUCGAGUCGAGCGAGUCCCGUGAAUGUGUCCGCCGAACCGUCCGCGGUACACCCGCUGGGUUAACCGACGUCCAACUACUAAAUCCCCCGUGAAAAAACCCAUUUUUAUAAUACUAGAUGUAAUAUCUAUUGUUAUUAUUUCAUCAUUGCUUCCACCGGUGACAAUAUUUAGAAUUCACCAUCAGAUAAUCGCUUUUUUAUUGACCUAAAAUAUUUUAUUGUGACCCAUCUUGCCUCCAAGAUCAUAGACUAAAAGGUUCAUGGGUUAAUUUUCUUUAAAAAAAUUUCCUUUACCAAAAAAAACCCAUUUAAACCCAAAAAAUUCCAAAAAACACCUUCAAACAUUUUCUAUAACCCAUAACUUUUUUUCUAACCCCAAAAAAAAUAUUUUCUAACCAUUAUUCGUUAGGAAAUUUUCCUUCCUACAAUUUCCUGCCCUUAUUUUUCUUAAAAAAAAUUUCCUUCCCUAAAAAAAUUCCAUUUAAAUCUCAAAAACCCAAAAAAACUCCGAAAAACACCUUCAAACAUUUUCUAAAAGCCAUAACUUUUUUUCUAACCCCAAAAAAAAUAUUUUCUAACCAUCAUUCGAUAGGAAAUUUUCCUCUCUACAAUUUUCCGCCUUAAUUUUUCCUCAAAAAAAUUUUCUUGCCCAAAAAAAUCCCAUUUAAAUCCAAAAACUCAAAAAACACCUUAAAAAAUUUUCUAAACCCCAUAACUUUUCUUCUAAUCCUAAAAAAAAUAUUUUCUGAUUACCAAUCGCUAGAAAAUUUCCCGCUCUACAAUUUCCUGCCCUUAUUUUUCUUCAAACAAAUUUCCUUCCCCAAAAAAAUCCCAUUUAAACCCAAAAACUCCCUAAAAACUCAAAAAAACACCUUAAAAUUUCCUUUAAAUCUCCAUAAAUUUUCUUCUAACCCUAAAAAAAAUAUUUUCUGACUACAAUCCGAUAGUAAAUUUCCCGCCCUUAAUUUUCCUCCAAAAAUUUUCCUUCCCCGAAAAAAUACCAUUUAAACCUCAAAAACACCUUCUAAUAAUAAAAAAAUAUUUUCUAACCUUUAAUUAAUAGGAAAUUUUCCGCCCUGCAACCUCCUACCUUCAAUUUCUCUCUAAAAAAUUUCCUUCCCCAAAAAAAUUCCAUUUAAACCCUCAACACUCCUUUUUUCCAAGAUUUCUUCAAAUCAAACACACCCUCUCGAUCCCUUAGGAUAUAAAUACGUCCCUCGGGAUAAAUCGGCUCCCUUAGUCCAUAACUCGGUCAGUAAGUCCUUUCUUAACCAUCUUCAGUUAUCCGUAAAGGGGUAAAUUUUCUCCUUUUUUCCUUUUGUCACCCAUCGUAAGGGUCGGGACGAAUUAACGCAUCCUUAAUCACCUAAUAAGAUAAUUUAUCCCAGGUAUAAUUUUUAUAAAAAUAAAUAAGGUUAGAGUCACUCAAGCCUUUGUUUAUUUCUUUAUUAUAAUUUUUUUUUUUUUUUAAAUAUUUAAUCAACUAAACUGAAGUUAAUCGCUAAUUACCAAUUACUUGUAAGUGACUUCAGUUUAUAUUAAUAAAAAAUGACCGAGGUUGAGCGUGCCAAUGGCGAAGAGCCCUUCGAUCCUUACCGCAGGGACGCGAAUAAAAAGUACCUCUCGGACUUUGGCUCGUUCAUGAAUUUAGUGAAAAGCGCAGCCGGGGCCGGGUUGUUUGCGAUGCCAUAUGCUUUUGCGAGUGUCGGGAUGAUCUUAGGGGUCGUCGGGACUCUCCUGAUGGGUGUGUUGAUAACCGUAGCUCUGCAUUUGUUGGUGAUAACACACAGCCGAUUGUGUACUGAGCAGCGGCGGCGGGCCAUUCCGUAUGACCAAAUCGUCGCUGCGACAGUGGCCAGGGGAAGACUUUCUACUAACACUGCUAGGUUGGUCAUCGACAUCAUCAUGCUGAUCUGCUACAUCGGAAUUGGCGCGGUCUACAUCAUCUUCGUCAGUGGAAUCAUCCAGGAUCUUGUGGAUCAAGGAAAGACUGUCGGACUUGCGUAUUAUUCGUUGAUUUUGUUUCCCCUGUUUUUGCUGCUUAAUAUGAUCAGAGGAUUGAACGCCAUUGCUCCGGUUGCUAUCAUUGGAAAUGUCCUGAUUGUUGUUGCUGCUUUUAUUGGAGUUGCUUAUGCCGUUGUCAAGGCUGAAAGUGACUGGGUUUUUUUUCAGAAGGACUAUCGGAAGUAUCCUAAGUUUCUAGGGACUGUUUUUUUUGCACUUUCGUCGCCGGCUUUGGUUCUGGCAAUCCAACAAGACAUGCAAAGGCCAAGACACUUCACCCGCAUGUGUGGAGUCCUGAACUGGGGUAUGGGAUUCCUGAUCCUGCUGCAUUUGUCGGUCGGAAUAGUCGGCUACGCAAAAUACGGAAGCUCAGUAACCGGAAACUUCGUCCAGAAUCACCCGAUACUAGACACGGUGACAGGAAUUGCUUUGGGGGUCCAAGCUUUGGCGAUAUUUUUCAGCUACGGACUGCAAUGCUACCUUCCAAUUUCCAUUCUUUACAAGGACUAUGCGGUUCGCUCGAUUCAAGACGGAUUUUUGAGAGGCACACCUUUUCUAUGGAGCAUCUUGAUUAGGGUCUCAGUUACGCUACUUACUUGUAUCCUUGCGGCGUCAAUUCCUCAACUGCACGUCUUUGCCAGCUUCGUGGGUGCGCUGUGCGUCGCCACCUUGGGUUUCAUCAUCCCGGUGAUGGUCUACAUGAUCAGCCACUACGGAGAAUUCGGCCGUUUUAAGUGGAAAUUGGUGCUGAGCAUAGUUUUCUUAAUCCUCGGAACUCUUGCGAUGAUCCUCGGAAUGAUAUCCAGCGUUAAAUCUAUGAUUGAUUACCUAAAGGAAUAGUUACAAUUCCGUUCUUUUGAUUUUUAGAGCGAGCGUGCACGUGCGGCUUUAAGAUACCGAGUAAUUACGCGUGAGGCACGUGCGGCUAAACGCUCGCUAAUUGCUACUUCAUGGACCAGUUGCUUUUUUUUUGUAACGCUUUGUGUAAUACUUUUGUAAUAAAAGAAUAAAAAGUAAAAAAAAGAAAAAAAAAUUACUAACUUCACAUAUAUAUAGACCGUGAAAAUAAGGAAAAUAUUUUCCGGAAAAUUUUAAAAAGUUUGUCCGAGGUUAAAAUUACCGGAAAAUUAAAACUUUUCUUUCAGCGCCUCGGCAGUACUUUUUCACGCCGUAGUUUUGCACCAGCAAGCGCUAAAAAUACGAUCGAAGACUCUACGUGCGCCCUAUUGAACCCUCUACACGGAAAAGUUUUCCUUUCGCCGAAAAAAAAAUUUCCUACCCGGAAAAAUCGCAGUCAAAAUUGACAACUCCGGAAAAUAAAAAAUUUUCAUAAAACUUUUUUUUCAAAACCCUAUAACUUUUUUUCUAUCAACCCUAAAAAUACCAACCAAAGAGGAAAAUGAUCCUCAGAGUAUCCUCUUUGACCGUCCGUUAGCCACUUGGCUCUAAAAAAUUUUCCUCUUGCUCUUUUCAGCGCCCCCAUUUUCAACCCUCCCAAAUUCGACCUUGGAAAAUCUUUUUCCCUCUGUAGUUUUCCAACCGCUUGCUCUCAAAAUUCGACCAACCACUCUUCUUCCUCCUCUUUAAACCGUCUAGAGCCUCUUGCCCUCAUUUUUUCCCUAAAAAAUUUUCCGACCCCUUAAAUCACCCUAAAAGCCAAAAAAUCCUUGAAAUCCUUGAAAAUUAUCACUUUUUCCGGGAAAAAGGGAUUUUCUCAUAAAAAUUUUCAUGCGCGAGGAAGAUUAGCCAGGGGUCUUAAACCAGGGUUGUAUAUAGCCAGAUUUAGUAGGUUGUCAUCGCCACGCGGAGUCUCCUCAGCCAUUUCUUAGAGUGUCUGCCGGCGGGUCUUAUCUCGAGUCUGCAAGACUGGCUUCGUAAUACUCUACCGUGAAGAUCUGAGGGUGGUUCCACCUCUCUCAGCCCUCAGUUAGCUGUCCUCAACACAGCGAAGAGGGCCGGGUGUGUUAGAAGAGAAAAAUAGCCUUUCAAUAAAGGAUUAACGCGCGAAAAGAUUAAUCUCACAAUAUUUUAUCGGUUUAUUGUU
Molecule: messenger RNA, 6042 nt
Organism: Cotesia glomerata
Lineage: Eukaryota; Metazoa; Arthropoda; Insecta; Hymenoptera; Braconidae
Product: proton-coupled amino acid transporter-like protein CG1139
Exons: 4
Coding region: 3543-4838 (431 amino acids)
Biological process (GO): amino acid transmembrane transport
Cellular component (GO): vacuolar membrane
Molecular function (GO): amino acid transmembrane transporter activity
Source: RefSeq, a predicted model, not a curated record